AUGGGUUUCGACGUAUACUGCAAAACUUCACCUGCGCACUGCAAGCUCUGCCACCAGAGACGGGAAAUUCUCCCAACUGCAGGAGUUAUGGCCUCGAAACCCAACUCGUCGAACUAUAGCCCCAUCUCGGCAAGGAACUCGUCCGAUCGCGAAGAUGGGAGCACGACCAUCGGCAAUGCUUCAGAGCGGUUUGGAUUUCUGCCCGAGGUGGAAUCCAAAUACAGGCAGGCACCGAUCCCUCGAAACCGGCGUAUAUUAGACAUCGCAGCCACGAUCGUCCUCACGCUCCUAGCAACCGCAACCGCCCAAGUCAUCUUCAACAAAUUCCUCUCCAACGCCCAGCCAGACGUGCAAAACGCAAUCCAGCGCCUCUACGGCGAGGAGCAGCGGCACAAUCCUCAACACCGGUGCGGCAAUUCCAGCACGGAGGCGGUGCAGCACGGCUGCGCAUUCGACAUGUCGGUCCUGGGCUGGGUCCCGGAGGCCUGCUACGACGACGAGCUCCACCAGCACUUCCUCGACUACGGCUGGCGCUUCUUCGAGGACGAGCUGGGUACCCGAGAGGUUUUUGAGGACCGGCUCGCGGCGAGCGCGGGGACGAGGGAGCCGUUCUGGGUACAGCACGGGUUUCAUGUGACGCAUUGUCAGUUGGCCUGGGAGAGGAUGCAUCGGGCGAUCCAGAGAGGGGCCAGGUUGACGACGCAUCUGUUGAAUUUUCAUCAUACGCAUCAUUGUGGUGGGAUCUUGGAGGCGAGGACGGAUUUGAUGCAGAUCAACGCGCAGAUUUUUCCGUUGCUGAAUACUUGCUAG
Drepanopeziza brunnea f. sp. 'multigermtubi' MB_m1 is the source of this 810-nucleotide messenger RNA. RefSeq lists its product as uncharacterized. The record is from RefSeq and is a predicted model, not a curated record. Lineage: Eukaryota; Fungi; Ascomycota; Leotiomycetes; Helotiales; Drepanopezizaceae.